AUGGCUUUUAAAUUUGUCGUAUUGUCUGCUCUCUUGGCUGUGGCCAGUGCCGGUUUCAUUGCAUCUCCUCCUAGCCAUUAUACCAUAACAAAAACCGUUAAUCCUUCGGAAGAUGCUGUUGCUCAGACACAUGAAAGUGUUGUGCGUUCGUAUGAUGGUACCGUAUCACAGUAUUCCAAAUCGGUACAUACACCCUACUCGAGUGUACACAAGGAGGAUACGCGUAUCAAUAAUAAUGUCUAUGCGCCCAAGACAAUUACCUAUACCGCUCCAGCUGUUGCCAAAACUGUGACUUAUGCAGCCGCACCCACCGUAACCAAGACCGUUUAUAAUAACCCCGAAAUUCAUGAACAACAACAUACUGAAGAGCAUGUUUAUGCUGAACCUGCACCCACAGCUGCUGUCUACACUCAUUCGGCUCCCACGGCUGCCGUGUACACUCAUGCCACACCUGCUGUUACCUCUUAUACUCAUCAUGUUCCCACUGCCCAUCAUACCGUCUAUACUCAUGCUGAACCUACUGCUCACCCCACUGCUGCUGCUGUUUAUCAACAUCAUGAGGUUCCAUCUACCGCCAGCACCACCACCUAUACUCAUCAACAUGCUCCUUCGACUACCACCUAUAAUCAUGGACCAGCUGCCACAACUUAUAGCCACAAUGGUCAUGGUGUCUCAGCCUAUGGUUCAAGCCAAACUGUCCAUUAUUCACCCGCCCAUAUGGUAUCACAUAUGAGCUUUGAUGGUUUCGGUACCCAUUGGGGUUAUUAA
Messenger RNA from Musca vetustissima, 768 nucleotides. RefSeq names its product larval/pupal cuticle protein H1C-like. The record is from RefSeq and is a predicted model, not a curated record. The transcript has a single exon. Bases 1 to 768 code for a protein of 255 amino acids. Lineage: Eukaryota; Metazoa; Arthropoda; Insecta; Diptera; Muscidae.